Messenger RNA from Pochonia chlamydosporia 170, 573 nucleotides. RefSeq lists its product as hypothetical. The coding region runs from base 1 to 573 and encodes 190 amino acids. The transcript is spliced from 2 exons. Lineage: Eukaryota; Fungi; Ascomycota; Sordariomycetes; Hypocreales; Clavicipitaceae. The record is from RefSeq and is a predicted model, not a curated record.
AUGACAGCCAACACAGCAAACGACGUCCACGCACCAACGGCUCUCAACUGGUCUCUUCGCCCAACCAACCCCCAACGCCUUGCCGCUCCCAGCCUCUCGGGACUGGAUCCAGGAUGGCUACAACGGACUCUAGGCACCAGCAAAAGUGAAUUCGAAUUUGACACUGCCGUGCCCUGUUAUACCGGAGGACCCUGCGUUGCAGUGCGUAUACGUAGGGCUGAGGUUGUUGGUUGUUGGACAGAUGACAACCGUUCGAGCCAGAGAACAUUCUGCUCACAGAAGAGGUUCAAGUACCGUCCUAUCCUUGUCCUGCUUUCCAGACACAGCGCAGCACCACCUGCAGACAGCAUCAGCAACAAAAGUUUAGAACCAAAGAAAUACCCCUUGCUGGGUCAACAGAUUCUCCAGGCGACCGUCGCGAACGGCAAAACAGACCCCAGCAAAUUGACGAGGCAUAUUCUGCUCAUUCCCCUCUCUUUCUCCAAGAAUCUCGGAACUGUGCAGGGCCGUGGUCGACUGAAGGAGCUUGCAGGCCAAGCAAUCUGCAAGCUUCCGCCCAUGGCAGAGGAAUGA